UUUUCCCCGGACCCACACAUGGCAGUAUUUCUUUUCGUUAGCUGCUUUGAUUUGGUGUGACCUCGUUAAAAAGACUGGCUCCAUCUGUUCAGUAGUAGUUUCCUUUUGAAAUAUCUCUUAAUUAAGGUGUUUUGCCAGGAGAACCCCAGUUUGGUUACAUUGGCAAGUGAUGAUGGAGAAGUUUAGAACCGUUGGUCAAACUGAUAGUGCAUGAGUACUGGAAGACUGACUGUGUUAGCAAGUAUUAGUAACUAUGCAGCAUGAGUUUAGGUACUUUCACAUUAUUUAUUUUACACAGAAGUUUGAUACUGAACUAGAACUUUGACCUUUACAGACUGCUUUUUUUAGCUUCAGCACAACUUCCCAUAGCUGUAGUGGCCAUAAAUAGUUUACUUUGUUUAGAUAUUUGUCCUAAUGCUUCAUUUUCUUGCAGAAUUUUUCUCUUCUGAGCACAAGAUCAGGGCAGGAAUUCAGUACUUUUGUUUAUAUAAAUAAUUCUCUUCUUUUGUUUGUUUUGGAAACUAUUUUCUGACAGCUAUGAAAUUUCUGUUGGUUUUUGAUUUUGACCAUACAAUCGUAGAUGAAAAUAGCGAUACCUGGAUUGUGAAAUGCGCUCCUGAGAAAAAGCUUCCUAAUGGAUUAAGAAACUCCUAUCGACCAGGACAUUGGACAGAAUAUAUGGGCAGAGUCUUUGUCUACUUGGGAGACAAUGGCGUCAAAGAAGAUGAGAUGAGAAGAACUAUGACAACAAUUCCUUUCACUGCGGGAAUGGUAGAUCUUCUGGGUUUUAUUGGCGAGAACAAAGAGUUGUUUGACUGCAUAAUUGUUUCAGAUUCUAAUACAGUAUUUAUUGACUGGAUUUUGAAAGCUGCUGAGUUCCAUAAGGUGUUUGAUGAAGUGUUUACAAACCCUGCAGCAUUCAGCAGUACUGGCUAUCUUACUGUACAGAACUUCCAUGCUCACCAUUGUGAAAAGUGCCCUAAAAACCUUUGCAAAAGGAAAGUUUUAAAAGAAUUUCUAGAUAAACAGUUGGAGCGAGGAGUAAGUUAUACACAAAUUGUAUAUAUAGGUGAUGGUGGGAAUGACUUAUGUCCAGUAAUGUUUUUGAAGAAGGAUGAUAUUGCUAUGCCCAGGCAGGGGUAUACCUUGGAGAAAAAGAUUUCUCAACUGGCCCAGGAUCUCAGUCCUGUAGAGUGUUCUGUUCUGGCAUGGUCAUCUGCUAUUGACAUUAUGUCUUACCUGAAACAGCUUUUAAAGGAAUAAUUCAAAUUAUAAAAGGAAACUAAUAUAGUUAGUUACAUUUGAUCUUCCUGGGAGAGAAAAACUGCAUGUGUAUAAAAGCACAAAAUUGUAAAAUUGGGCUGUUAUCUGAACUUACCUUUUUCAAACACAAUAUGAAACUGUUUAUGUUCAAUCUUGGCAAUAGUGGAAAAGUUAAGUUAAAAUGGCUUUCUAACAUAGUACACAUUCCAAGAUAAGUGGAGAAGGGGUUUGCAAGAGGAAUCGCUGUUAUUCUUAGUCUUCCCCCCUUAUCCCCCCCCGCCUUUACAGACUACAUAACUGACCUUUUCUGUUCUACACACUUAGAGGAAGGAGUAGGAUUAGUGCACAAAAGAAUGAAGUUCUUUACUUAAAAAACAUUAGGUGCCAGUAGCAUGGUUCUGGAACUGUUGGCUUUUAUACUCCUUUGAUCAGGAUAAAUGUUUAAUUUUGUAAAUUAUUUGAUAUGCUUGUAAUCUGUUUGAUCUGAAGAUGCAUUUAUAUUUUCAAUAUACUAAAUAUUUUACCAAACAAAGUUACUUUUUAAUAGCUUGUUUUACCUUGUAUUGUAAAGACAAUAAAAGUUAGUGUCACUGACAAAAGCAACACACCUGAUUUGUGUAAUGUAUUCUGCUGGCCUGUGUCAUCAGGCACCUGUUCUUGUAAGGGCCUGGAGAGAGUGAACACAAGUGUAGGUGUCAUCCAAAGGCUGACACCUUAUUUAUGUUGUCAGUCAGACCCCUUCUCUUCUGGAGAGCAGUAAGGAUGUUGCUGUUGUGUUUAAAAAAAAAAAAAAAAGUCACUCUCCCGUUCUCCUGACUACCACCCUGACAGUGUUCUGCUGCCACUCUGUAUAGAGCUAAUGCUGGUUUGAUCUUCCAUGCUGACAGCUCUUAGACAGCCAGGUGCUUUUUUCUUGCUGGGUUUCUGCUGCAGUGCAUAGGCCCACAGAAUGGUGUGUAUGUAUAUGUGUUUACACUGAUUUUGCCUAUUCACUUUAUAGUAUAAUCCUCUCUUACAGACUGGAAGGGAACAUCUAUGCCCAUUUGAAAUUUCUAACAGAAUUGUUUUGCCUUUAAAUAGUUUUAAGGAAUCAUUUGUGAACAUGCAGUCUUUCUCUGUACCACUCAUAGUGAGAUGAGCCCCAGGAGUUGGGCUAUGCAUAUAAAGAUAGUAAAAAUAAGUCUCAUUAAAUUUAAAUAUAUUUUCAUGCCAAAUGUUUUUCUCCUUAUAGUCCCACAAAAGGUCUAAAAUGGUGAUGUAAUGUGCUAUUGAACUGAUGUCUGUUUUAGCUUAAGUGCCUUAAUAACUGAGAAACUGCACUUCUGCAGCACUUUGGUUGCAGAUGUCUGAGGUGUAGCUCAGCAGCCUGCAGCUGCUGUAGCUGUCUUCCUCUGUUUUCUGUGCAGCAUUGUUCUCAUUUUCUUACCAUCUUACUGAUGUUGUCAAUAUCUUCUUUUUCUCAGUUGAAGAUUUUUAGGAGUGGUCUUGCCCGUUUUCAGGCUGAUAGUGUAUAUAGAUUAAGAUUUCCUUUGAAUACUUCCAUGUAAAUGGUCCUGCUUUUAGCCCUUCACCUGUUUUAAUGAAUCGUAGAAGGUUGCUUUGAACAGUCCGUUAUCCAAGAUGUCCAGAAUAAUAUACUUGAGUUCUCAGGAGCAUUGCUUUAAUGAUGGGUAUUUGAUAGGUGCUUGAGAUGUUUCUAUUGGAGAUCUUGCCCUAUUGUCUUGUGCAAGGGCACGAAGACAGCGUCUGAAGAACUGGUGGGUCUCAAGUUGUGACAGGUUUGUCUGACUUACAGGUCAUACAAAAGAAUGGUAAUGGCUGUUGUAUAGUACAAUUUUGUAUGGUUACUUUUUUUGUUUUUAGUUAUGCGUCUCCUUCAUUCUAGAUGUGCUGCUGAAUGUUUCAGAUUCUGUGCCAGUCUCUUCUGUGCUUUUCAGAACUUAGUUGUGAGACAGCUUGCUUUCAGUUUGUCUACAGAUUUCAGUUACUGCUUACUUAAACAAAAAACUAAUAGAUAAAUAAUUAUUCCACUUCCACUUAUAUUAACUAUUGUUCUUCUAGCCUUAAGGAGCCGACCUUGUAGUUUGCUAUGGGAGUGAGAAAUUGAGUGAGAAAUUAAUCUUCAUGCUCAAAAAGGGGUGCUUUUUGUGGUUUUGAUGAAAGUACCAAAGCAGGAGUUGAGAGUAGAUUAAGCAAAGUAGACUACUUGAAAUAUUAGCAAUUAUGAUCUGAUGUCUUCAAAUAGAGGGUAGAGCUGAUGCUAUUUGCUAGCCAAAGUGCAUGUUGGAGACAGAAGAAAUUUUUCAAUUCCAGUAGGUAGGCCAUUAAGCUGUUAAUGCGAGGUCUUGGGUUUGUUUGGGGUUUUUUUUUUCCUCUUAAUAGAGGAGAGAACUUUUCUGGAGCAUCACAAUUACCAAAUUUUUCCAUGUUUGGGUAUAAGGGAGGAUGAGUAUCUCCAAAGGGUAAAGGUAGUUUAAGCUGGUAAACCAUCCAAAAGAGAAAGCAAGAAGCUCCUUGAAGGGAUGCAGGUUCAGUACGAAGUGUUGCUGACUUCCAGACUUGCUGGCAGUUUAAACCAACGUGCUCUCUGGAAGGGAGAUGACUUAGGUAAAGAUGUUACGAAAAGAGAUGCAUAAUGGAAGGCAUAUGUGUGUAUGGGAAAUCUUCUGUAUGGUAACACCAGCUACUAUGAAGAGUACUUAGCCUUAGUAUUAUGUGCUAGUAGGUUGGUCAAGUCCUGGGAGAAGUCCCUGCUUGUCCAUAGGAAGCUGAUGAAAUGGAAAAUGCAAAACCACAGCAAAACAAAUCUGUUGGCAUGGAGAUGUAUAAACAGGCUCAGGGCUGGACAAGGGAAUGCCCCAGAGAAAGAAAUGGAGUGAGUAAUGUAGAUGAGGGACAGGCCCAGGUCCGAGACAGCAGGGCUACUGCUAAUUCCUGGGUUGCGCCACAAAACUCUGAUUUCCUGGGCUAACUGCAUCAAGAGUGGUUGAAAAACUGAAGGCAAAGAUGUGUGAAGGGUUUGUUGGGUUUUGUUUGGAACGGCUUAUUUAUGUCUUGUGCUUCUACGUAAAGGUGAAGGGCAAGUUUGAGUCCUGUUGCACGGUUAGUGGGUGAGGAAGGAUGGGGGGGCGGGGGGUGUCCAUACAUACUUUGCAGUUCAGAUUCCUUCUUUAGUCCCUGUAUCUGGUGGCCAUCACGGGGGAAGUACCACCAGUAAUUAAAAGAAACAAAUGAUGCUUUUUAAUCUGUGCAGAGCUGAAGCUCUCCUGAAUUCCGCCUUUUGGGUAUUGCUGGCACUUAGUUAAUCAUAACAAAUACCCACCUCCUGUUGCUAGGAGAAACCGCUGCCAGCCCUUUCAAUCCAGGAGAGCUCUGGCAGGGCGGGGGAAGCCUGGCUGCUGGAUCCACAGGAUCCAAACCCUGCUGCAGGCGAAGGGGGGAGCUCAGCUGCUUAGACCCAGAGGACGCUGUGCUUCAACUACUUCUCUCAAAAGUCGCUACUGCAGAAAAUGGUUUGCUGGCAGAGAAGAAGAAGGCUUCUUAAAUUGCGAACCACGUUUUCAGAAGCGGCAAAAGCCAGCGUAACCUUCUUCCUGAAUAACGUGCUUGCAGUUGGGGUCCGUCCGUCAGCAUUUGCACCCCGCCGCGUUCAGGCGUCUGAGGAGAGCUCGGGCCGCCCCCUCCCGAAUGCUGCCCUCCCGCCGUGGGGAGCCCCUGGAGCUCGCUGCCCUCCCCCGCACCGCUGCCCCGAGCGCCUCAGGUGGCGGGCGGCGGCAGUCAAAGGCCCCCUCGCUUUGUCGUGCGGCUGACGGCCACCGAGCCGGUGACGCUCCCCGGGCGCCUGCGUCCGUCCCGAAGACGGCCGGGCCUUUUGCCAUCCCCGCAGUCCGCCUUCUGACC
Haliaeetus leucocephalus (bald eagle) is the source of this 5163-nucleotide messenger RNA. RefSeq names its product phosphatase, orphan 2 (gene PHOSPHO2). The coding region runs from base 538 to 1263 and encodes 241 amino acids. The record is from RefSeq and is a predicted model, not a curated record. Gene Ontology annotation, molecular function: phosphatase activity. The transcript has a single exon. NCBI's taxonomy places the organism in Eukaryota, Metazoa, Chordata, Aves, Accipitriformes, Accipitridae.